Messenger RNA from Tachysurus vachellii, 1738 nucleotides. Its product is annotated as zinc finger protein Gfi-1b-like. Lineage: Eukaryota; Metazoa; Chordata; Actinopteri; Siluriformes; Bagridae. The coding region runs from base 181 to 1140 and encodes 319 amino acids. Gene Ontology annotation, biological process: regulation of transcription by RNA polymerase II. The record is from RefSeq and is a predicted model, not a curated record. The transcript is spliced from 6 exons. Gene Ontology annotation, molecular function: RNA polymerase II cis-regulatory region sequence-specific DNA binding; DNA-binding transcription factor activity, RNA polymerase II-specific.
GUCCAACCUCAGUCUGGUUCAAUCACAUUAGCUCUGGAUCGUGUGAUGACUGUACAAAGAGCAGAGAACACACACACACACACACACACACACACACACACACUCUCUCUCACACACACAUACACACGCACACACACUUGCUCACCAGACUUCAGGUCCUGCUGAUGACUUGAGAGAAAAAUGCCUCGCUCUUUUUUGGUCAAGAGCAAGAGGGCGGGGUCUCAUUCGUCACGCUCCGCCCACUCCUACACCUACCCCUCUGACGGACCUGUCGGAGCCUUGUCCGCCGUCUCCCCAAGGAGCAGCUCACCUGUAGCCCUAGAGCUCAGCCCGAAGAUGGCGUCAGCCCCCGGUUACCCCGCCUCGCACUCCCACUGGGUUUCCAUGGAAACCAGCCCAAACUCCACCUCCCAGGCUGAGAACUGGGGUCUGUGGAGAACAGAUAAACAGGCAGGUGAGAGUGAACAUCCCCCAGCAUGUCCCUUACUAUGGUCUCCUGCACUGAGCCACACCUCCAGCUCUCACAGGGAGCAGGAACUGGAGCGACUGGUGCAGGUGCUGCUGAGCCACAGACUGCAGGAAAACCCCAGCACUCCACUGUGUGAAUGUCCACUCUGUGAGAAGGUUCUGUCGUCAGCUGUUGGUUUGGUGACUCACCUGCGCAGGUCUCACAUCAACAGAGCCACAGUUACACCCACAGGGUUGGGUUUCAACACACAGCAUCAUGGGAUCAGACCCUCAGCUGGAUUCUACGGCAGGGCCAAAGAGCGCAGUUUUGUCUGUAAGGUGUGUGGGAAGGUGUUUAAACGCUCGUCGACUCUCUCCACUCACCUGCUGAUCCAUUCAGACACUCGACCUUACCCCUGUCAGUACUGUGGCAAGAGAUUCCAUCAGAAAUCUGACAUGAAGAAACACACCUUCAUACACACUGGCGAGAAACCCCAUGUGUGUGUGGUGUGUGGGAAGGCGUUCAGUCAGAGCUCCAACCUGAUCACGCACAGCAGGAAGCACAGCAGUUACAGACCCUUCCACUGCCCUCACUGCCCGCUCAACUUCCAGAGGAAACUGGACCUGCAGCGCCACCUGGAGACACACUCCAGCACCGACAGCAGCACAGCCUACCAGAGCAGCCUGAGUUAGCGCUCGCCGCUAAAUACACAACGCUGCAGUGUACAGAACGUGUAGUUUAGCCUUAAUAGCAUCUGGAAAUGCCUUGAAAAACAGAUGUGCUUUGAUGAAUAUACAAAUAAAAAGCUUUUAUGGUUUAUUGUUUUUUCCUUUUCCCAAGUUUUUUCUCGAGAUCGUGAGUUAGAGAAAGAGAGAGAGAGAAAAGAGAUUAGCCUUUCUACACAGAAAGGUGUUUGUUUGUUCGUUUCUUUUAAAUUUCCAUUACAGUUACCAUAGAAACAGUUUUAAAUAUGAUGGAAUAUGAUGGACGUCCAUCAGGUUCUUCUGAAGUGUUUGGAUGAGUGACAACGAACGUAGGGAUGUGGUAGCUUAGUGGUUAAGGUGUUGGGUUACCAAGCGGAAGGUUGUGAGUUCGAUUCCUACAUCCACCAAGCUGCCACUGCUGGGCCCCUGAGCAAGGCCCUUAACCCUCAAUUGCUCAGUUGUAUAAAAAUGAGAUAAAAUGUAAGUCGCUCUGGAUAAGGGCGUCUGCUAAAUGCUGUAAAUGUAACAAACUUCAUUUAAUGUCAACGAAGAUGAACGUGAUAAAGAAUAAACAGAAAAGGAAGAA